Messenger RNA from Desarmillaria tabescens, 826 nucleotides. RefSeq lists its product as uncharacterized. NCBI's taxonomy places the organism in Eukaryota, Fungi, Basidiomycota, Agaricomycetes, Agaricales, Physalacriaceae. The transcript is spliced from 2 exons. Bases 48 to 797 code for a protein of 249 amino acids. The record is from RefSeq and is a predicted model, not a curated record.
UUUUGUAUCAUGACGUUGAUGCCGAUAGGAAGGUCGGAGGUGAAUGGAUGAUCAUGGAAUAUGUCGACGGAGACAAUCUCUCUACGGUAUGGAGAGACCUCGAUGCAAAGCAGCGCGAGCAAGUCUGCCUCGCUAUCGCGGACGUAUGGGUGGAGAUAAUCAACGUAACUUUCGACUCGAUUGGAAGUAUUUACGAGAAGGAGAACGGGGAGUUUCAUAUCGGACCCAUGACACGUCUGGCAUCAAAUCGAAACACCUCCAUUUCCCCGCCAAAGUUCGAAAAAUGCGGCCCAUUUGCCACCGCAAAGGACUGGCUCCUGGCGACUGCACGACGAGAUCUAGACUUUGGGGAGAAGCCUCAAGACAAUGCGGCCCAAAAACAACCCUUCAUCGAUAGUGCAGUGGCUAAUAUCCAGAAUCAUGACUUUCCCGAUCGACAUGAAGACUUAUCCAUCGUCCUCGAACAUAUAGACUUUGCGCCUCGAAACAUCCUGGUUAGCCGGACAGACCAUACGAAGAUAGUCACCGUUGUAGACUGGGAAGCCGCCCGCACCGUACCUAUGUGGGCUGCCAACCCCAGUUUCAGUUUCCCCCCGCAUUCAGUGACAGACGAAGAGAGGAAGCAUCUUCUCACGUUGUUGACCAAUCGCAUAAUUUCCAAGGCUCCUGCUUGGGAAAAGGCGAUAGGGCAGGACCUGCAGCCUCUGCGAAUUCUGCAUGAUCGCGCGAUAUAUAGUAAUGUAGAUCCUAAUAUACUACUCCCCGCUCCAUACCUAGCGUUGUCAGCUACAUAUUGAGUCUAUUAGAUAUUACCUCGUAUUAGCAC